This is a messenger RNA of Diaporthe citri, 1290 nucleotides long. RefSeq lists its product as uncharacterized. Gene Ontology annotation, molecular function: tRNA binding; double-stranded RNA binding; nucleotidyltransferase activity. NCBI's taxonomy places the organism in Eukaryota, Fungi, Ascomycota, Sordariomycetes, Diaporthales, Diaporthaceae. The record is from RefSeq and is a predicted model, not a curated record. The transcript has a single exon. Gene Ontology annotation, cellular component: cytoplasm. Gene Ontology annotation, biological process: regulation of translational fidelity. Bases 1 to 1290 code for a protein of 429 amino acids.
AUGAAGACAAGGAUACUGAAAGUCCCACCGGGCAAGGACUCAGGGAGUUUCACAUCACCAGACAGCCUUGACACCUGGGAAGUGUCGUCGGACCCGUCAGCGCAGGACACCAUCGAGCCCCUGCGCGAAGCAGCCGCCCUCCUACAGCAGAGCGACAUACCAGUCGCAUUCCCCACAGAAACAGUCUACGGCCUCGGCGCAGAUGCGACACGCAGCGGGGCCGUCAAGGGCAUCUACGCGGCCAAGGGCCGGCCGUCGGACAACCCGCUCAUCGUGCACGUCUGCGACUUCGACAUGCUCCGACGCCUGCUGCGACCAGCCAGCGGCGCCGCGAACGGCACAAACGGCACAGCCACCACCAACGGUCACCUCGGGGAGCAGGGCCAGGACCCCAUACCACCAAUCUACAGGGCCCUCCUGCGCAGGUUCUGGCCGGGGCCGCUGACGGUGCUGCUCCCCAACCCGGCGGGCUCGGCGCUCGCGCCUGAGGUGACGGCGGGCCUGCCGACGUUCGGGGCGCGCAUGCCUGCUUCGGCGCUCGCGAGGACACUGAUACGGCUCGCGGGCGCGCCGCUCGCCGCGCCCUCCGCCAACGCCAGCACCAAGCCCAGCCCCACGGCGGCGCGGCACGUGGCGGACGACCUGGAGGGCCGGGUGGAGCUGGUCCUGGACGGCGGGGCGUGCGGCGUCGGCGUCGAGAGCACGGUCGUCGACGGGCUCUGCUCGCCGCCCGUCGUGCUGCGGCCGGGAGGGGUGAGCCUGGAGGAGCUGAGGUCUGUCGAGGGGUGGGAGGGCGUCGUCAAGGGGUACAAGGACGCCAGCGAGGUUGGGGAGAACGGGGUUGGGCCCCGGGCGCCGGGGAUGAAGUACAAGCAUUACAGUCCCCGGGCGAGGGUGGUGCUGUUUGAGGCCCGGACGGGGGCGCGGGGCGAGGAUGUCCUGCGGGAGUUGGGGAGAGUUGAGGGGCCUAGGGAUGUGGUGGGUGUUGUCCGCACGCACCGGUGGAAGAGGUUGCCGGGGCACGAGGUCGGGUCAGAAGAAGGGGAUACGGAUGGCGAGGCGGAUCUGAGCUACGAGAUACACACUUCUGUCAUCGACGGCUCACGGGUGCUGGAUAUCGGCCUUGGACAGGACAGCAGGACGGUCGCACAGUGUCUGUUCUCGGCGCUGAGGGAGCUGGAUAGAAAAGGAGCGGACGUCAUAUUCAUCGAGGGCAUCGAGGAUAAAGACGACAUCGCGGCAGCAGUCAUGAACCGCCUGCGCAAGGCGGCCUCGGAGAUUAGAGCUUAG